AAUACUGAAUACAAGUAGAUUUAGCAUUAACCCUCUUAAUAUGACUAUCAAAUGUAUUUGUUAUGCGAAAAUCGUGCUGCCAAGCCGGCGGUUGGAUUUUAUCUACUUUCACAUAAAACUAAGUCUAUGAUUUAUGAUUAUAAUGGAUGUGUAUCUUGAUGAAUCUAAUAUUUGAAGAACAAUGUAGCUAUUCUUAUAAGAAUGCAUAUAUAUAUUUGACUGUUAUCAUGUGUCUGUCGGAAUGUUCUUUCAUCAGAAAACACAUGCAUUAUGACUAUAGCCUAGUGUAUAAAAUAGAAAAACAAUAUCAAUCUUGAUUAAAAACAAAUUUAGAUCUUACAAAUAUGCUUAGCUCUCAAACGAUGUUACAAACAAAAAAUUGUUACAUUGUAAAAAAAUAAGUGCAUGCCAUAAACAAAUUUUUCACUCGGAAUAAUUAUUAUUAUUUUUUAAUUAAAAUCGUCUAAAUUAUUCUGUGCUGUAUUUUCAAAGUUAAGUCACUUUUACUAAUCGUAAUUGACAGAAAUGAUUCGGUCAGGUGAACUGACUUUUCCUUUUACUAAGUUUUACAGAAGAGUUGAUCUCAAAAUUAAUCACUGAAUAUAUCAUAAACAUUCACAUAGAACAAGAGAUUUGCAUUGUUUAAGUCUUGGAUGUUCACUUCAUACAUUUAAUAAACGAUAAGAAAUAUUUAUACAUGAAAUUUGGCUAAUGCGUGAUACAACACGAAUAAGCAGUUAAUCGCAUGGGCAUUGUGCCCGCUAUUCUUAGACUCAAGACACUCCUCGCAAUAGUGCGACCUCGUAUAGCUUACUGUGUGCGGUGCAUAACGUUUGUUAUACUCUUUUCUUAUUCUCUCUUGUAGAUCUAUGUCGAUUUACAUUAAAACAUCGGAUUAAAUAACGAUUGUUUGUUCACGCAUGUUAUGAAUAGUAUCGAAUUCAACAAAAUACUUAUGUCAGGCAUUGAAUUAUUCGUUGAAUUAGUUGACGGGUUAGCAUUCUGAGAAACGCAUCGCUAUAGGACUUAGAAAUUUAUAGACGAACUGUUGGUAGUAAAGAGAACAAUAUAUCAAUGGUAAGAAGAUAUCUAAAGCUGAAAGAAUCUUCUAACAAAAGACCAUCAGUCGAAGAGCCUUUAUUUAUCGAAUGUAAUUUCGAUGACAUUACGUUUAGUCCACCAUCUCAUGACGACAGCUUCUUUUACAUACGAUAUCCGAAGACACAAAAUCGAUCAUCGGUUUCGCAAGAAUAUCGGCCGAUUGACGAAGUUUUUGAGGAACAAAAUAUUACUUCAUCAACAAAUAAUGUGAAAGUACAGGAUACGCAACAACAACAGUUUACCGAGGAGAAGAAAAAAUAUCAGGAAAUUGAUUUCAGCAAGCAUCCCUUACCUUGUCAACCGUUUAUACCAUCAACUUUAACAGCGAAUAAAGAAAAAGGAAUUAAAUCAAGUCCGAAGGUAUUACUGGCCGAUAAUACGAAGAUUACAAAAUCACAGGGGGUAGAUGAUGGAUUUCACGGCAAGCCAGCACUUUGUGGGAAGUCAAUUGUUCUUGUAGCUAACCAGAUGAUGUCUAACAAACUUCACGAGACUGUUUCGGCCGAGCAGGCCGCCAGUCAACCCAGACGAGGAAGCAAAUCUUUACCAGCCACUCCAGUCGCUUCGCCAUCAGGCAGUCCAAGCGGUUCGCCUAAGGCUCGUCGUCGUGUUUCUUCGAACCGAUACUUUGCAGGAGCAUCCCUUCAUGAUUGCGGGAAAUAUCAGGGAGGUUGGAUCUUGGCAAGCAUCUUCGGACAAUCUAGGGAACUCGUUACUAGCAAGAUCGAAGAAGAGGACGAAGCAAACAUCGAAGUCGCAACUGCUCCGCUUAGAUCGCUUGCUCGGAAGAAAUCCAUUUCGUCGCAAAAUCUUACAUAUGUAGGAAGCGAUGAGAAAUCAGAAAAAUCAGCUGCUUACCCAAAUGCAUUUCGAGCAAAACCAUCGCAAUUAAGAGAAAUGAAUUUCUGGUCCCCAACAUCGAUGUAAACCAAUGUAGUAAAUUGUUAUUCGUUUACAUCUUAAGCUUAGUUAAUUAAUAGCAAUUAAUUCGGAAAGAAGGAUUUUUUUUAGAAGGAAAGCACGAUAGAAAUAUAUACAUAUUAUUGUCACUUUCUGAGUUUUUUAAAAUCAACGAAUGAACGCAUUGAUAAAACGAAAAAUAAACAAAGGAGAGCAGCUUUUUGCUCGUUAUUUUUCGUGUAUUCUUAACAAUGUGCUUAUUAUAGUUAGUACAAUUAUUUAAUAACGUAUUUGUGCUUAUUCUUUCUUUUUUCUAUUUUUUCGGCUUUUAAUUAAUGCUGUUAAACAAAGAUGUUCUUUCCUUAAUAGUCUUUCUUUAAUAGUGGAACCCUAUCAUAAUGGUGAUGACAUAGAUCAGGAAUACAAAAGGAAAUACUUGUGUAUCGAACACUAUGGUUUUCUUAUAAAGCUUCGAGGAGCGGGGGGAGGUACUUAUAUUCCGUGAAAACGAAACAAAAAAUAUUUUUAGAUCUAUCGCUUGACAAACUUAACUAAUAAACCAAGAUAUCCCAUCUUUAAUUUUUAGAGAAGAAAGAAAAGUGAAGUAGGGGAAAAUGUUAUGUCAUAUGCAUACGUUUAUAUAUUAUUUUUUAUAUUUAUAGAAUGCAAGUGAUCUUGGAAAAAAUAAAAUUACUUGAACCUUGA
Molecule: messenger RNA, 2706 nt
Organism: Bombus huntii
Lineage: Eukaryota; Metazoa; Arthropoda; Insecta; Hymenoptera; Apidae
Exons: 3
Coding region: 1075-2028 (317 amino acids)
Source: RefSeq, a predicted model, not a curated record